CUGUGUGCACACGGCAUAAGUAACGUUCAGUCUGUCUCUAGAAGUCGAUCGUGAUCGUGGCCAGUCAGUUCCGCUCGAUAGCAAAAUAGCCGUAACCCUCGUCUCCCCCGUCCACAAAAAGAGCAUCCAAGUGUUUUUUUUCUAGUUUAAGCUUAAGACGCGCGCGCCUCGAGUUCUUUUUUUAUUUUUUGGUCCAGAACCCCCACAAAAAACACACACACACAACAAGACAAAAUGAAGUACUUCAACAUCUGCCUGCUCUUCAUCGUCUGCGUCCUGUGCUACGGCCUCGUUUCCGCCCAGGAGGAUGGUGGUCCGGCUGUUUCGCCGGCGAAGAGGAUCGCCGCACUGCGCCGUCCCGUUGGGAAGGCGGCCAAGGUGACCACCACGACGACAGCGGCGCCACAGCCAGCGGACGCCGGCGGCGAGGGCGAGGAGUACGACGAGGAGGCCGGCGAACACGGCGACCAUGGCGAGGAGGGCGACGAGGCGGCCUUCGCCAGCUCGUCCACCACCACCACCACGGAGGCGCCCAAGAAGGUCGGCCCGGUGAUCCGGCCGUUCCGCUCCAACGACGACUUCCUCAACUCGCUGAAGCGCCGCCAGGCGAACGCCAAGAAGCAUCGCGCCGAGAAGCCCCCGAGUCCCAGCAAGCCGGCCAAGAAGAGCGAGGAGUCCAGCUCCGGCGAGCAGGAGGAGCCCGCCUCCGCGCCCGCCCCCGCCCCCGCAGCCAGUCCCGCCAAGGGCUACAAGGGCAACUCGGCAUUGAGCCGUCGCAAGUUGUCGAAGACCGUGAAGGCGACGCCCGUGGAAGCCGUGGAGGAUGCCGCCGCCGAGGAGUCGGAGCAGCAGCAGAAGGAGGAGUCGAAGCCCAAGCGUCCCAUCGGUCGUCUGGCCCUGCGGAAGCGCAACUAAGCGGGAAUGUGACCCACACCCCACACCCAGCCCCCUUUCCCCCCUCCAUUUCCCCUGGCCUCCCCCUUCGAAUCAUAUGGCUAGCUAUGUGGCAGCCCGAUC
Drosophila ficusphila is the source of this 1017-nucleotide messenger RNA. Its product is annotated as dihydrolipoyllysine-residue acetyltransferase component of pyruvate dehydrogenase complex. Lineage: Eukaryota; Metazoa; Arthropoda; Insecta; Diptera; Drosophilidae. The record is from RefSeq and is a predicted model, not a curated record.